This is a messenger RNA of Dioscorea cayenensis subsp. rotundata (Guinea yam), 405 nucleotides long. Its product is annotated as RING-H2 finger protein ATL80-like. Lineage: Eukaryota; Viridiplantae; Streptophyta; Magnoliopsida; Dioscoreales; Dioscoreaceae. The transcript has a single exon. Bases 1 to 405 code for a protein of 134 amino acids. The record is from RefSeq and is a predicted model, not a curated record.
AUGGUACUCACCUCCAUUGCCAUCUUCCUGUUGGUCCUUUUGAUGCUCUUAUUGUGGUCAUUUAAGCAAAGGGGAGUUACUGUUGCAUUGCAACAACAUGAAGUUGAAGUUCCUGCUACUGCUGUUUGGGUGGGCAACCCACCUGGUUUGAAUGCAGAUGCAAUUACUGCUGUUGCACCACAUUUCAGAUACUCCAUUGAGGUCCCAAAUGCAGAAGAAGCAUGUUCUAUUUGUCUGGAGGAAUUCCGGCAAGGCGAUGAUAUGGCACAACUCCUUUGUGGUCACCUUUUUCACCAUGCCUGUAUAGCCGAAUCACUCGCUCACCGUGGUGCAUGCCCAAACUGCAAUCUCAGUGUUACUCCUGCUGCUGUGCAUACUGCUUCUGGAGAUUUUACUUUGUAUUAG